Molecule: messenger RNA, 3334 nt
Organism: Sebastes umbrosus (honeycomb rockfish)
Lineage: Eukaryota; Metazoa; Chordata; Actinopteri; Perciformes; Sebastidae
Gene: bmp10
Product: bone morphogenetic protein 10
Exons: 2
Coding region: 616-2106 (496 amino acids)
Biological process (GO): BMP signaling pathway; SMAD protein signal transduction
Cellular component (GO): extracellular region
Molecular function (GO): growth factor activity; cytokine activity
Source: RefSeq, a predicted model, not a curated record
AUAUCAAACCCCGGAGCACCCACCCAAACAAAAUAGCGCUUCCACAAGGAAGAGGCUACAGGACAGUGUUUACAAAAUCCUCAUUAAGGAAGUUGUGAGAUAACACACGCUCAUGUGCAUCACACAAAGUUGAAGGCAGGCACGCACGCACACACACCAGCUAAGAGACCAUAAGCACUGAGCAAUGCAGAGCCCACCAUAUCAUAGAUAAGGGACAGAAAGGGAAAGAAGAGAGCAGAGCACACAGAAAGAGAGAGACAGACAGAGGAGAGGACACAACAGAGAUGACUCGGCUGGACGAAGCCAAGCCUAGGCCACCCUGUCACCGGAACUGCAGCCCUGUCGCAAAGGACAUCAAAAGGUGUGCAUGAGAAUAAAUGCUGUGAGAUCUGGAAGAGAGCAGCAGGAACACACACUCCUCCAGAGAGGCUCACACUGGUCAACAACACUACUGUCUACUGGGAUACAAAACUCUCUUUGGCUACAGAUGCACUGACCACAAUUUCAAUUAACCUUUGGAUUAAGGCGUUCAGAGAUUACAAAUCAUUUUGUCUUACUGUUGCAUCAGCUCAUCCAUAGACAACCCCAGAGGGCAUACAAUAGAUUGUUUUUCCCAUGGCGAGCAUUUGGGUCUCUCAACUGGAAACCAUCUGCAGCUCCAGGACUUUGCUCGUUCUGUUUUCCAUCCUGAUUCUCCAGGGGCUCUGUGGACAGAGCAGCCCGAUCUCCACAAACACCCAUCAGAGGCAUCGCCCCGCUCCGGGGCUGGGAGACGGGCAUGGGGGGGUGGUGGAUCCAUCGCUGCUGGAGCAGGACAACAACAUGAACAUGCAGAGCUUGCUGGAGAGCCUGAAGGAACAGUUUCUGCAGACUUUCAACCUGUCUGGCUUGGGUCCUCUUGCCAUGCCUCCUGGAAGCACAAGAGAAGAGCCACCUGAGUACAUGAUGGAGCUCUACAACCGUUUUGCUAAUGACCGCACUGCCAUGCCCACCGCCAACAUCAUCCGCAGCUUCAAAAAUGAAGAUUCAUCUCCCAGUGUUGUGGGUGUUGGAGGAGUGAGGCAUCACCCUCUCCUCUUCAAUGUGUCAGUUCCCCAUCAUGAACGCAUCACAACGGCCGAGCUUCGCCUCUACACCCUUGUCCAGACUGACCGCCAUCUCUAUGCUGGUGUCGACCGCAAGGUCACUAUCUACGAGCUGGAGUCGCCUGUCAGAGAUGACAACACGACUGAUGAGAACCCUGUGAGAGGCGAUGGAUUCAGAGGGGGAGGAGAGCGGAUAGAGCUGGUGGAGUUGGCUUCACGCCAGGUCUACGGCACCGAUAACGGCUGGGAGGCCUUUGAUCUCACUGCUGCUGUUCAGCUCUGGCGCAAAUCUGACCAUGGCACCACGCACCGGUUGGAAGUUCACAUUGCCAGCAUGGCUAAUGAAGAUAAUGGUCAAGGUAUGACAGAGGACAGCAAAGACAGGAAUCCACCUGAAGGGGACAUGAAGAUUGACACCAGCCCUGAGGAAAAACACAAACCUCUGCUGAUUGUUUUCUCUGAUGACCCAAGUAGUGAUCACCGUGAUGACAAGCGUGAGCUGAACGAGAUGAUUGACCACGAAACCUCUGACAUGGUUCUCCAGAAUGACUUGGGGAUGGGCCUGAAUGGUCUGUGGGGGGACCUGGGGAGGGACGGGGAUGAGGGAGAUGAAGACGCAGAGCCAGAUGAAGAGGACCUCAUCCAAAUGCGCUCCAAUCUGAUCUACGACACAGCAUCCCGCAUUCGCCGCAAUGCCAAGGGAAACCACUGCAAGAAACAAUCUCUGUUCGUAGAGUUCAAAGAUAUUGGAUGGGACAGUUGGAUCCUGGCACCCACUGGUUACGACGCCUUUGAGUGCACUGGCAUUUGUUCCUUCCCACUAACGAAGCACGUCACGCCCACCAAGCAUGCCAUUGUCCAGACACUGAUCAACAUCAACAGUCCUCAGAAGGCUGCGCGAGCUUGUUGCGUGCCCACCAAGCUGGACCCCAUCUCCCUGCUGUACUUGGAUGACACAGGCGUGGUCACCUACAAGUACAAGUUUGAGGGUAUGGUGGUGGCUGAGUGUGGCUGCAGAUAGUCCAUGUUUUGAGAGAGUUUAACGUUUCAUAAAGUCUUACAAUAAGAGGAAAGACACAGAACUACCAGUAAGCUGAAAAAGGAGGUUAGCCAAAACUGUCUUCAGCAAAGGGACAAUCGUUGGAAUCUCUGUAAGGGUUACUCAGUGAGACUGUAAGUGCAUAUUAUUUAUUCAUGAAACUAUGUGCACUCCAAAUUCAGACAGUGGAACGAUAGUGUGCGGCUGAUCUACAGUCAACAUUUUGCCAACGGUGAUGCCAAGGUGUGUCCUCAUACCCACAAGAAUGAAAAGGCACAAGAUUUCCCAAAGGACCAAACCAAGCACAUCCUACGGUGUGUGCGGCCUGGUGGGAACCAGUGGGCCAGUUGUCCCCCUCCCUCUCCUUCCCCCUGACAUCUGUCUUCCUCUCCACUUAUCUCUGGCCUCCCCACUCGAUGCAAACACUAAUCAGCACUUCUUGUGUCCUGGCUCAGUGAAAUAACCCCCAUGAGGCAACCUGACAAGACAUGAACUCUCCAGGCCCACCUCCUGCCUCCUGCCGCCUCCUGAUACGUAGGCGCUAUGCAGGGGUCCUAGUGGCAGGGUUAUCUAUCCCAAUCCUGUUUCCCACUUCACAUGCUUCUUUUCCACUCCCCCGAGCUACAGCGAUAGCAAGGUGUGGGGGGUUGAGAAACAUGUAUGCCACCACUCAGGCUUGGAGAACUGCACGGCAUUCUGGGCAUCUUUGGUGGUGGUGGGAUGGGGGAGUUGGACAGGACAAGGGGGCAGGGGUUGUCCACAUUCCUAGGCAACAAACAAUCUUAACUGACUCAACUCCCUGACCUAGCACCUCCUCAGUUGAGUCAUCCAUCACUUUUAUGGUAAAAAUGGCCUUUUUGGACAGUUAUUAUCUGAUGGCCAAACUCAAGAGUGGAAAAGGGGUCACCUUGUCACAUUCUCCUUAUGGAUACAACUCAAAGGAAAUACAGUUUCAGAAAUACAGUUUCUUUGUUUAAAAGCCUUUCGAUACCUCUGUUGCUUGUGUCAAAUAAAAGACUAUUUAUUGUUCUAAUUUAUUAAUUUUUUUUACAACAGCGUAGAUAAGUAUAUAUGUACAUUUGUAAGUUAAUUACUGUAGCGCAGGUUUUGUAUCCAUGACAAUGCAUUUGCAGCACAACAUUAAUUCUGUUGGGAAGAGAAAUGGUAACAGUUUCUUAAACAAUAAAGAACAAUUACUUAAAAAAUUCUA